AACACCGCGUAAAUUUCGAACACUCUCAUCCCGCAUCAUUUUUGGAGAGGACGCAGACGAUUGUUCCAUCUUCCUCACAACAGAAAAAGGUUCGUCUGCGUGAAGAACAACAGACAUGGGUGAUGCUAUUCCUUAUGGCUUUUUGAAAAAGCUUCGAAUUCGAAAUAUAAUAGUCAGAGAAUUUUUGGCUGAAUUCUUAGGAACCUUCAUUUUAAUCAUCUUUGGUGAUGCUGCCUUCGCACAGGCUGUCCUGGAGGAGCGCAAAGUGGCGGACGAUGUCUUUGCUGUAACGUGGGCGUGGGGCGUGGCCGUCAUGUUGGGCGUCGCGACCUGUGCGAACGUCAGCGGUGGCCACAUAAACCCGGCAGUAACUGUCGCCUUCGCAACACUCGGUAAAUUUCCCUGGAAAAAAGUUGGUCACUAUCUGCUGGCGCAACACUUGGGUGCUUUUGUAGCUUCUGCAGUACUCUUUGUCACCUACAAAGAUGCCUUGGAUUGGUUCGAUCCAAACAGAACCAUUACAGGUCCAACUGCAACCGCAUACAUUUGGGCUACUUAUCCGAAACCACAUGUUUCCAUUCUCAAUUGUCUUCUAGAUCAGGUCGUCGGCACAGGCUUGCUGAUGUUCACCGCUCUGGCCUGCAUUGACACCAAGAACCUGAACAUGCCCAAGUGGACACACCCUUUCAUUCUCGGCUUCAUGAUUUCUGCACUGGCCAUGUGCUUCGGAGCGAACUGUAUGGCACCCCUCAACCCAGCCAGAGAUUUCGCCACCAGAUGCUUCACUGCUGUUGCUGGAUACGGAAGUGAAGUCUUCACCUAUCGCGAUUACUGGUGGAUCGGCCUGUUUGGACCUCACAUUGGAGCCAUCGUCGGAGGCUGGAUCUACUACCUGGGCGUUGAGUUGCAUUGGCCGGAAACUAGAGACGACGAGAAGAUAGGGGAGCAUCAUGAAUUAACAGUGGCAUUGAAUAGUGCUAACGAUAGAAAAUCGGCAAUAUAAGUGUUAACGAAACUACAGUGGAUAAUAAAUUCGACUUCUGUAAGUAAACGAGAGACUUGUGUUUGACGAGAGUUCUCAAGAACAACAACCACGUGACUGACUGUCAUUUUAUAUAGUGUAGCAUUGUAUUGUUUAUAUGUGGUGACAACAUUCGCUCUUAUUAUGCAUACGAACGGGGCAAGUCGACCCUGUUCAAAGAUAUCUCUGAAGAAAUCACCAGUGUUGUACGUACAUCGCACCACUAGUCAUUUUCUUCAAUCAUCAUCAUAAUUUAUUACAUCAAGUUUCAAUUUUGAAACGGUGAGGUAAUGUACAAUAGGAGAUAUUCAUUUAAACGGAAUCCAAAAGACUCAAUAGAGAAUCUUUAUAAAGAUCAAAUUUUUUUCAAAAGUUUUACUUAAUAUAUUCAUAAAACGAUUUGUAUUAUCGCAUGCCCUGCAAUGAAACAGGAAAAUUUUUUGCAAAGGUCAGAUUGGUUUUGAAAUUAUUGUACUAAAUAAAGAAAUGUAACAUAAAUUCCAUUGUUUCAAAAUGAAUGUACAUUCAUUUUGAAACUAUGGAAUGAUGUAACAUAAGUAAUUAAUGGUUUCUUUGAUAUCCAAAAGUCUACAAAAACGUUAUAGAAUUUCUACAAUUUUUAUAAUGGAUUUAAAUUUUUUACUGUCAGAUUCUCCAAUUUUUUUUAUUUUAUUUAAGAUAACGUUCAUGCAAAUCCAUGAAUAUUUUUAGACAAUUCUUUUUGAUACAUUCGGUUAAUGUUUUUUUUAAACAAAAUCCACGAAGAUGAUAUGAAUCUUUGAUUUUCUAUGACUAACUUCGAUUUAUUGAUGUAAUCUAAUUACAAAGCAUUACCUCAUGAUUCUAACAUAUUGAAUGUAUUUUGUUAGUUUCUUUUUUUUUUUUAGAGUACAGUUUUAAAAUCAAAACUCCCAAGAUUUCAUAUACACACAUACCUACAGCAUGAUAGAUUUUUUUAGCAUAUUUUUUUGUAUCUUUUCCUCUGAAUUGUGUGCUUUUUCGAAAACUUUUUAUCAUUGCAUUUGAGAAUAUUAAAUGUAUCGGAUGUGAAUAUUGAUACGAAAAAAUUUAAUAAAAUAUUGCUUAUUUCCUUUA
Molecule: messenger RNA, 2116 nt
Organism: Argiope bruennichi
Lineage: Eukaryota; Metazoa; Arthropoda; Arachnida; Araneae; Araneidae
Product: aquaporin-9-like
Exons: 7
Coding region: 116-1003 (295 amino acids)
Biological process (GO): water transport; glycerol transmembrane transport
Cellular component (GO): basolateral plasma membrane; plasma membrane
Molecular function (GO): glycerol channel activity; water channel activity
Source: RefSeq, a predicted model, not a curated record